Molecule: messenger RNA, 2487 nt
Organism: Morchella importuna
Lineage: Eukaryota; Fungi; Ascomycota; Pezizomycetes; Pezizales; Morchellaceae
Exons: 2
Coding region: 1-2487 (828 amino acids)
Source: RefSeq, a predicted model, not a curated record
AUGGCAUCUCCACACGUAAACUCGAUUCUAGAAGUAGAUCAAGUAGACGCGGAAGACGCCAGCCAGCGCCAACUACGGGAGUUUGCAGAGUUCCAGAAACUCAACCCCAGCCUCGACACUGAUGAAGUCGUAAAGAGCUUCCUCAGCGCCCAGCAACAGCAACAGCAACAGCAACAGCUGCAGUCCCCAAUAGAUUUUAACACAAUCCAGCGGAGCUCAGCGAUCCAGAUAGGCGGCGGCGGUGGUGGUGGUAUGAAUAUUAAUGGUAGCGGUGGCUUUAGGCCAGAAUCGUGUCCGCAGACAUCGAAUCUCCCACCACUUGGUGGGGCUGGGGGCCAGCGGAUGGUGCGAGGAAACUCGACCAACCCGCAGCACAACAGCCUUCAGCAUAGCUUCGCCCUCCGCGCCGGCCGCUCCCCCACGCAAUUCGUCAACACGGUGCCCGUCACACCGGCGGACCCACCGCAACCACAGCCACUCACACAGUACACCUCGGCCCCCAGCACUGCACCCACCUACCAAGUCCUGCACUCUCUCGGCCUCGACCUCGACACCGGCGCCGCCCUCCAGGAGUACCUCUACCAGAACGAUGACCCGUUCCCGCUGGCCCUGCGCCCCGAAAGCUUCAGCGGGUCCCGCUCCAACAAGGGCUACCCCGCACUCACCAUCAACCCGUUCAGCGCGCCGCAGAUGCGGUCGCAGCCGUCGUCGCAGCUCUCGUCGAGCUACACGGAGGACUCUGUGUUCCCGGACCUGGACCUGAGCCCGCAGAACAACAAGCACACGCGCAGCUUCUCGCACGGCUCCGCCGAGUCUGAGCGCUUCGUAUUUGGCCAGCACGAGAUGAGCCGGCAGGGCAGCGGGGCGAGCGGGUGCGAUGCGGGCUUCUCCAUGCUGAGGGUCCAGUCGUCGACGGGGAGUAUGGGUGGCGACAUUUUCCCUGAUGAUAUGGAUAUGGGGGAUCUGUUGUGCGGCGUGGGGGGGUUUGCGGGGGCGUGCGGGGACCUGGGGAGGGUGGAGGGGCAGGUGGUGUUGAAGAGGUCGUCGGAGGAGCUGGAUGGUGGGUUGGCGGGGCUGACGGAUUACUAUUCGCAGGGUUCGCCGGGGCUGAAGAAACAGAGGAGGGUUAAGGAGGAGGAUGUGAAGGAGGAGGCGUCCGCGGCGGUGAAGCAGGAGCUGAAGAAUUGCGAAGAGAUGGAGAAGAAGCUUGUAGCUGAGAUACUACAGCGUCCUCCUCCCGUGCCGCCGACUCCUCAGUCUACGUCCGACACUACCACUACUAUUACUACUACUACUAUGGAUGCCAAACAGCAAGUGCCAAAGCCAGAGUCGCAAAAGCCCUCAAGCCCCGUCUCCCCAGUCCGGCCAAAGAGCACCACCACUGCCUCCCGCCCGCUCCCAACCAUCAAGCCCGGGAAGAACCCAAACACGCCACCGGCCGUCAGCGCCACGACGAAAUCCACCUAUGUCCGCCCCCCGCACCCACGCGUCUUCUGCAACAAAUGCGCGGCCCAUCCUGAGGGCUUCCGCGGUGACCAUGAGUUACGUCGUCACACCGACAGAGAGCACGCCUUGACCAGAAAGAUGUAUGUCAUCAACGACAUCUCAAAGGGGAAGACACUCCUUGCCAAGUGCAAAGCCUGCCAGAGCGGGAAGAAGUACGGCGUGGACUAUAAUGCCGCUGCGCACCUGAGGAGACAGCACUUCAAGCCCAAGGUGCGGGGUGGCAAGAAUGGCAAGAAGGCGGCUGCGGCUGCGGCUGCGGCCGCAUCAGUGGGUGCGCUGGAGCAGCAUGCAGUGCCCGAGAUGGCGGAGCUGAGGAAGUGGAUGAUUGAGGUGAAUGUGGAGGUGCCGCGGGAUAAGACCUCAUAUAGCAAGCGGGGAAGAGACAACGCUGCCGGCGCCGCUUCAGCUGCGGCCUGUCAGGACGAGGGUGAUAGCAGCGAAGAUAACGAGGACGAUGACGGCGGCGAGGGUCAAGCCGCCGCCGCCGCCGCCGCCGCCGAUAAUCAGCUAAACGCGAUGGACUCGUUGAUGCAGGGCAUGCCACUGGGCGGCGUCAACCACCACCACCACCAAACCCCCAAUGACGGUUUCUCGUGGGCCUCGUGGGACAAUACCGCCAACUUCACAUAUGCGGACCCGAAGAUCAUGCAGCACUUUACCCACCAGUUUGGUAUCCAGACAUCUGCUGGCGCGGGCUCGAUCCCUCUCACCAUUGCGGGCGGGUUCAACCAGCACGCGGCGGUACACAACAGCUUGCUGCCAAUGCAUCAGGCCAUGAUGAUGAUGCAUAGUGACCCGCAGCAGAUGCAGCAGCAGCAGCAGCAGCAACUGCCCUAUUUUGGGCAUGAGGUGGAUACUAGCGCCUUUGGAGAGUGCAUGGCUGCCGGGGCUGGGAUUGGGGCUGUUGGGGUUGGGUCAAAGUUCUCGGAGCUGGGGCAGCUGUUUCCAGGGAUUAAUGUGGAGGUUGGGCAUGAUGUUUGA